Messenger RNA from Nicotiana attenuata, 2806 nucleotides. Its product is annotated as zinc finger CCCH domain-containing protein 22-like. Gene Ontology annotation, molecular function: RNA binding; metal ion binding. Bases 200 to 2365 code for a protein of 721 amino acids. The record is from RefSeq and is a predicted model, not a curated record. The transcript has 10 exons. Lineage: Eukaryota; Viridiplantae; Streptophyta; Magnoliopsida; Solanales; Solanaceae.
CUCUUUAUCAAAGGUUUUUAAAAUCUUUUUACUCACUAUUUAAAAGUCCACUAUCCUCUAUCAUUGUCCUUUCUUUCUCUCUCUUGUUUCUCUUUCUAGAAAGGUUCCAACUUUAGGGAAAAACCAAAGGGGUUUGUAGUAGUAGUAGAAGUGAUAGUCACACUAGUGAAGUAGUUUAGUAGUAGUGAAUGUUUUUGCCAUGGAUGCAUAUGAAGCAACAAAGAUAGUUUUAUCAAGGAUUCAAAGUUUGGAUCCAGAAAAUGCUUCAAAAAUCAUGGGUUAUAUUUUGAUACAAGACCAAGGAGAAAAGGAGAUGAUAAGAUUAGCUUUUGGUCCAGAAACCCAUUUGGUUUCACUAAUUAACCAAGCUAAAGCUUGUUUAGGACUUUCAUCAAACACUUCAUCUGCAACUUCAACUCCUAACUCUCCUUCACCUUUUAACCCCAUGUCAAAUGCUACAAAGUUGAACCCUUUUCCUCAAUCUUCACCAAGAAUCAUGAUUCCUAAUAAUGGGUUUGUUCAUUCUUCACCUAAUUCACCUUGGUCUAGUGGGUCACCUGUGUUUUCAAGAAGCCCUAGACCAAUAAUGGCUAGCUCUAGUUCACUAUCUUAUGCUGCUGUUGUCAAUGGUUCAACUAAUUCUGUUUCUGGGUCUUCAACUACUUCACUAUCACUACCUUUUUACAAUAAUAACAAUGAGCUUAAUGAUGAGUUUGGUAGUAAUACUAGUGUUCAAGUUCAAGAUCAUCAAGUCUUGUCAUUUCUUGACGAGUCAUCAUUGGAUCCAAUUAUGAGUCCUAGUGGUAGAAGUGAUUCACUUGUUUUCCCUUAUGGGAAUUGUGAGGAAUCCCCUCAUGCUCAUCUUCAUAGGAGGAGUUGUUCAGUGAAUGAUGUUUUUCUUGGUGGGGGUGGGGGGUUAGGUAUGAUAGGUGGGGAUGAUAGUGGGGGUGGGGGUAGUUUGGGGUUUGGUUGGAGGCCUUGCAUGUAUUAUGCAAGAGGGUUUUGCAAGAAUGGGAAUAGUUGUAAGUUUUUGCAUAGUGUUGGUGGAUUUCAAGAUUCUGAUGGGUCUAGUGCUAUUGUUGGUUCUCCUAGUAAUAAUAAAGUUGACUCUUUUGAUGAUUUUCUGAGGAUGAAAGCCUUACAACAGCAGCAACAACAGAGGUUUGCUGCUGCCUCCCUUAUGGCUUCUGGUGCUCAUCAUCAUCCACUUGCUUACAACAAGUGUAUGAACAUCUUGAGUGAUAACCAAAGAUCGGCUGCGGCAGCGUUUAUGAUGGGAGAAGAAUUCCACAAAUUUGGUCGAUGCCGGCCUGAUAGAAGUGAUUUUUCAGCAAUGGCGAUGGGCGGUAUCUCAAAUUCAAGUUCGCGACAGAUUUACCUAACAUUUCCUGCUGAUAGCACAUUUAAGGAGGAGGAUGUGUCUAAUUACUUUAGCAUGUAUGGGCCAGUCCAAGAUGUUAGAAUUCCGUAUCAGCAGAAGCGUAUGUUUGGAUUCGUUACAUUUGUCUACCCAGAAACCGUGAAGCUCAUCUUGGCUAAAGGGAACCCUCAUUUUGUGUGUGAUUCUCGUGUACUUGUCAAGCCUUACAAGGAAAAGGGAAAAGUUGCAGACAAGAAGCAACUGCAACAACAGCAUUCGAUGGAUAGAGGAGAGCUGUCAACAUGUUUAAGUCCAUCAGCACUUGAGUCUAGGGAGCCAUAUGACCUUCCGUUUGGAGCAAGAAUGUUCUACAAUUCGCAUGAGAUGAUGUUGAGAAGAAAAUUAGAGCAGGAGGCUGAAUUGCAGCAAGCCAUUGAACUUCAAGGCAGAAGGUUAAUGAAUUUGCAACUGAUGGACCUGAAGAAUCAACAUCGCAAUGAUCAGUUCCCGUCGAGCCUCUCUGCUAGUCUUCCAACUGCUUCCGAGAUGCAGUUUCAUUCUCAAAACAGUCAUAGUCUUGUUCCUCUGUCUAAUGGCAAUGAUGAAGAAAUUCCUGCAGAAAAUAACGAUAUCUAUGAAGCUACCAAGUCCCCAUCUAAUGCAUCUGAUGAGAAGGUGCCUCAGGAAACGCUGCCUAGCGAUAUUGGGAACGAGAACGGCAGCAAGGAGCAGACCGCCAACACCGACGACUCUAAUCUUCAAGAAAGCUUGGAGCACAUCCUUCCCGAUAAUCUUUUCGCUUCUCCUACAAAGUCAGCUGCAGAACACCAGGCCGCAUUCUCCACUGAUUCAGCUGAAGCCGGUGUUAGUUCCCCAAUAACUACUACUACUACUACUAACAUCUCUAUGCUUCCCACAACUUCUACCCUCAACAUGGCUUCUCUUAAAUCUUGUUACUUCCACAUGCCAAGGUUUACUUCUGGGCAAGAAGCCAUUGAAAUGUAGGUGUUAAGAGUUUGUGCAAGGCUAGCUAGGAGGGAUUAACUUAGCUUGAAAAGUUUGAGUAGUACCAUAUACAAGAAGUAAAAGUCCUCUAGCUGUAUAGCCAAAGUAUACCAACAACAGAAGUAAAGAUUGGUAAGGAAGAUCUCCUCAAGAUUGUUGUCAUCAUCAAUACCAUACUACUUACAACAAAUACAUAAUGUAUACGUAAAGGACAGAUGAACUGAUUAAUGAGAGUGGGGUCUCUCUCUGUGUUUAUUUUGUACCCUCUUUUGUAGUUGUGUGCUGGACCACACUUUGAACAAUAGCAAAAAAUCAAAGGCAGGCUAGUAGUAACCCUUAGUUAUGAUAGUAGUUUCCUCUCUUUCCUCUGUUUUUUUACUGUUGUUAACUUGCUAUCAUGUAAAAAUUAAAGUUGAAAUAUGAAAAAUGCCUUCUAGAUCA